Messenger RNA from Austrofundulus limnaeus, 2287 nucleotides. RefSeq names its product homeobox C13a (gene hoxc13a). Gene Ontology annotation, biological process: regulation of DNA-templated transcription. The coding region runs from base 305 to 1225 and encodes 306 amino acids. NCBI's taxonomy places the organism in Eukaryota, Metazoa, Chordata, Actinopteri, Cyprinodontiformes, Rivulidae. The transcript is spliced from 2 exons. The record is from RefSeq and is a predicted model, not a curated record. Gene Ontology annotation, molecular function: DNA-binding transcription factor activity, RNA polymerase II-specific; DNA binding.
CGCGCGGAUCCAAACUCCCCUUUAAGGGUGUGGGUCUAGCUGCCCUGAGCCAAUGGCGAGGCGAGGCUUUCUGCAGGGGAAGCGGCGGUGCCASGCGAGGCUGCGGGGUCUUUAAAGGGGCUGCUCUGCCCCCUGCUCGCUAGCCCAAUCUCGCAGGACUUGUUAGCGUAUCACGUGCCAGAGUCUUAAUGAAGUGGACACACCAGGGGCCCGGUGUGCGCAUGCGCUCGGUGUAAAAUGUAGUUGGAAAUGAGGUGUCCGUCUUGGAGUAGUCGACUUUUAAAAAGCAUCGGCAGCCCGUGAUAUGACGACUUCGCUGGUUCUGCAUCCACGCUGGGCGGACACCUUGAUGUACGUUUAUGAAAAAAGCCCGAAUGAAAGCAGCCAGAAUAAAAGCCAAACAAUGGAGGGUCUGAGCGGUAAUUGCCCUGCGACCCACUGCAGGGACCUGAUGUCGCACCCCGCGCUGGGACGGCACUCUGGCACCAUAGCGACGCACCAGGGCUCCGUCUACUCGGAUAUUUCCCCCGCGGACACCGGCCGCCAGUGUCCCGCGCCUCAAACGUCCUCGAGCGCCUCUCUGGGUUACGGMUACCCGUUCGGAAGCCCGUACUACGGCUGCAGGCUGUCCCACUCGCACAACGUGAACUUGCAGCAGAAGCCCUGCUCGUACCACCCCGCGGAGAAAUACGCGGAGCCCAGCACGGCGCUGCCCACAGAGGAGCUGUCCUCCAGGGCCAAGGAGUUCGCCUUCUACCCGAGUUUCGCCAGCUCGUAUCAGGCGGUUCCCGGAUAUCUGGACGUGUCGGUGGUGCCCAGCAUCAGUGCCCACCCUGAGCCGAGACACGACGCCCUGAUCCCCAUGGAGGGCUACCAGCACUGGGCACUCUCCAACGGCUGGGAUGGGCAGGUGUACUGCUCCAAAGAGCAAACACAGUCCACUCAUCUGUGGAAAUCUCCUUUCCCAGACGUCGUGCCGCUGCAGCCUGAAGUCAGCAGCUACCGCCGCGGGCGGAAAAAGCGCGUCCCGUACACCAAGAUCCAGCUGAAGGAGCUGGAGAAGGAGUACGCCGCCAGCAAGUUCAUCACCAAAGACAAGAGGAGGCGCAUCUCGGCCGCCACCAACCUCUCGGAGCGCCAGGUCACCAUCUGGUUCCAGAACCGGCGGGUCAAGGAGAAGAAGUUCGUCAGUAAAUCCAAGAACAAUCACAUGCACGCCACUUGAUAAGAUGAGCCACCUCCAUCAAACUGCACUUAUCUCCACCUCUUCCAAAAAUAAAGCAAUUAAUAAUGAUAAAAGAAAGAAAGAAAAAGAAAUCAAACGACGACACGUAUAUUAUUUACCUCGAUCAUUAAAAGGUGGUGGUUGACGAUUAUUUUGGCUGUUUUUUAUAUWUUUUUAAUUUAAGCUCCAUCAUAAUUUUCAUCCACAACAACAACUCUCCCCAGCAGUUCUCAGAUUAUAGAAAACACUAAAAAAAACUGUGAAAGUGUUCACUUCACUUUUGUUUUAUAGGAAUGUACAUAUAUAAAUAUAUAAUAUUUAAAACGAUAUCUGUAUUUCAAAGACAAGUAUUGCGUGUUUUUUUUUUUCAUUUUUUAAAUAUUUUUUUCUCCAAGUCGAAUCUUAAAAGGACUGAUGACAUUUCGAAUGGCAACGGGGCAGAUCUCAAAGAAAAGGAAACUGAUUGCUGUUCUUUUCAGAAAAAUAAAAAGAUGGACGUCACGCGGACAGAACUUUUUUUUUACUGUGGAAACGGUGACACGUCGAACUUGAGACMUAAAUCAGUUUUCCACGACUGCUGACAAAAAAAAAAAGACUUUCGGCAGAAAGAAUGAUUUUAUGAAAGAAAAAGAAAUAAGGAAAUCCAAUUGAAUUUCAACAAGCAAUGCUCCUCUGUGUAGUUCGUUUAAGCCUGGGCUAUGACAAAGGCUGCUAUGUUGUUAAUCUGUAUAGUGCAAUGCCUUCAUUAUUUAAUUCAUAUUAUCUUGUAUGGCGGAACUGUAAGCUGGAACAUCACGACCUGUAUGUUUUCCUUUAUCAGUGAAGGACUCUGUCAUGCAACUGGGAAUGAUUGUAAACCAUUAAAGUCAGUGAGUAUUACAUUAAAAAAAGAUGCACAAUCGUUUUUGUUCUCCUGACUGUGUAAGAUUGGAGCUGAUCACGCUCCCUUUGUCAUUUCUACUUUUUGGUGCAGUUAUGUGAAACUGUAUUGUGCUGUGGAAUUAUGCUAACGUGUUUCAUAAAUAAAUGCUGAUCAUGAAAAUGCUCACAUAAUCAACGCUA